AUGAUUCUCGUAUUUUUUUUUGCGUCAGUUCUUCUCUCAUGUCUACCUUUCCUUCACUCUGCUACAAACCACAACACUUCCAUUCCUAUCUGCCCAAAAAGUUUCAGCUGCCAAAAUUUGGAACCAUUUAGUUACCCGUUCUAUAACGCCAAUGACACAAAGUGUGGGUUGAUUAAGGUCAAUUGUACUUCAAAUGGUACAAAUCUGGAAUUCAGAGGAGAUUCAUAUGAGGUUGGCGGCAAGUUUGGACCUCAGCAGUGUGUCCUUGUACGUAACAGAAAGUUUGAAAAACUUGUAAAUGAUAAAAAGUGUGAGGCUUUUACGUAUAAUUUCGCUUCUCCAUUUCCUCUUUUGUAUUCUAGUUUAAGCACAUCCUUCACCAAUAUCUACAAAUGCACCAACAGUACCAAUUAUGCUGAAGAAAUGGAUGCUUAUUUUAACCAAUCUACUUACAAUAGAUACACCAGAUGCAAACCAUACAAUUUCUAUUAUAAGUCUAACAUAAGCGAUACAACAGUUCCAACUCAUCUCCCACCUAUAUGUGAAAUCAUACAGCUGCCUGUGAAUGUGCAAUUUAAUCGCACCAGAAUACCCGACAAAACCGACAUAUUUUCUCUUCUUGGUUUUGAAUUCACCGUUACAUUUAAUUUGUCAAGUUCUUGCGAUGAAUGUCGCAAUAAUGACGGCCAGUGUGAUACUCGCGAUGGACAUUUUCAGUGUUUAGGCACCAAAAAAGUUGCGGCAGAAAAACGACACAGAAAACAGAAACAGAUUCUAGGUAAUAUACCUUAUGAUCGAAUGCAUGCACACACAUGA
This is a messenger RNA of Lactuca saligna, 816 nucleotides long. NCBI's taxonomy places the organism in Eukaryota, Viridiplantae, Streptophyta, Magnoliopsida, Asterales, Asteraceae. The record is from the annotation of a GenBank genome assembly.